CUUGAGCACCUCCUCGGCUAAGACCUUCUUGCCGUCCUGCGACAUGAUUACUGAUUUGCGGGGUAUCAGGUCCUGGUUGCGCGUCUUGAAACUCUAACCACGUGUCUGCAGAUAGGGUACUUGCCGCUACAUCCUGUGGGAGCAGUGAAACGAUUCUAUAUGUGUACAAAAAUCUGUGCCAGGCACAGCUUUUCAGUUCUACAAAUAUUUGCCCCUUCCUCGCCUCGCCAUCGCUGCUGUACAACUCAAUUGACCACUCGCCAACGCAACGAUGAGCGAUAGGAAAGACAUCCAUGACGUGGUCAUUGUCGGAGGCUCUCUAUCCGGCCUGCUAAGCGGUGUCCUUUUAAAACGAUGCGGCUACAACGUUACGAUCCUCGAACAGUUUCACUCUGAUAUCCGAAAAUCCCAAGCUGCCGGCAUUGGUCUGACCGACCAAGUUCGUAAACUGUUCAACAGUGCUGGAGUCUCUCUCGACGAUGUUGGGCCUUCGAUGGAGCAAGUCCACUUCUACAGCUCCGUCAAUGGCAAGCUCGAGAUCCAACGAGUUGAGCCAUACCCGGGCGUUAUGACAGGUUGGAAUAUCUUGUUCUACAGACUUCGAGCGCAUUUCGACCGCUUCAUUACGCCGGUGUGCCCGCAACGAGCCCCGAAUGCGUCAGAUUACCCUGACGAAGGCGAGGGGGUAUACAAAACAGGAGCCAAGGUCACAUCAAUCGAGUAUCUGAGAUCCGAGAAAGUAGUUCUCGUGCACUACGACGACCUCUCUACAAACGCUUCGCACACUCUGAAAACACGCCUCCUCAUUGGCGCUGACGGAGGUAAUUCGACAAUCCGCAAACUCCUCCUCCCCUCCCGUCCCGUGUUACGCAAGUACGCCGGUUAUAUGGCAUGGCGCGGCACAAUACCUCGCAAUCAACUUUCUGCCCUAGGCAAAGACCUCUACCGGCCCGGUAUCGCGCCCAUAAUCAUCAAUCCCGCCGUGAAGUCGUAUACCAUGACCUACCUGAUCCCCGCCGACGACGGACGCUUCGGCCCGGACGAAUCACUUGUCAAUUUCGUCUGGUACGACUACUGCUCCGCAAACAGCCCGGUGUAUGUCAGAUCUAUGACGGACGUUGACGGCAACCUACACCGCUGGACGCUGCCGCCCGGGAAAAUGCACCCGGAUGCUUGGGAAGCUCAACUCGGUGUCGCGCGAAAGACACUCCCGCCGCCGCUCGAUGAGAUGGUAGAGAAGAUCUCAUCAGAUCGCCCGUUCAUCACAGCCGUCAGUGACUUCAUCGCGCCCGAGUGCGUGUUUCAUGACGGGCAUGUCGUACUGGUGGGUGAGGCGUUCUGCAUGGCCAGGCCGCAUUCCGGUAGAGGGACGAAUGAGGCCGCCCGCCAGGCAUUACAUCUUGCGGAUGCGGUGCAGGGGAAGAUUACCUGGAGGCAGUAUCGUACGGAGGUCACGAAUUGUGCGACAUUGAAUUUUCAUUAUUCGCGAGUGUUUGGACUGUGGACUUUGGGCGGGAGGUUUGCCCAGUGGUGGGCGGGUUUGCAGUAUUGGUGGGUUGGCUUUCGGAUUAGAUUGUCGGAGAGGUUGUUUGGGAAGGUCAUUCCAUAGCGUUGCGUCGAAAACGGAUGAGCUAUCGAUAUCUAUGUCAUAGGGUGCAUGGUAUCAUGUGCAUGACCCCGAAGUUGCUCCAGAGCACGUCAAGAGGCACAUAAUAAGCAUUAGCGGAGGGAUAACAAUCCAGGAAAGAUAACUGGUUAUCCGCAAUGAAUAGUAAAAUAGAUCUAUCAUUUUAUAGAUCGAAC
Molecule: messenger RNA, 1803 nt
Organism: Neohortaea acidophila
Lineage: Eukaryota; Fungi; Ascomycota; Dothideomycetes; Mycosphaerellales; Teratosphaeriaceae
Exons: 1
Coding region: 272-1609 (445 amino acids)
Molecular function (GO): FAD binding
Source: RefSeq, a predicted model, not a curated record